AUGAACGGUGCUGAUUCUGAAGGCGCGCCCCAUGGCGAUCAGGGCACGCCACAGCCUAUCGCCAUUAUCGGGUACGCCUGUCGGUUGCCGGGGCAAGUUACAUCUCCUGGUGACCUAUGGGAACUAUGCACCCGAGCUCGAAGUGGCUGGUCACCCAUACCCGAAGACCGUUUCUCCGUCGAAGCACUACACCACCCUAACCCAUCCAAGGUGGGUUGCUUCAACCCAAAGGGGGGCUACUUCCUCGACGAAGACAUUGCACGCUUUGAUGCGCCCUUCUUCAACCUCACUGUCCAAGAAGCCACGUCAAUGGACCCUCAACAACGCUUAUUGCUGGAAUGCGCGUAUGAAGCUUUGGAGAGUGCUGGAAUUCCCAAAGAGAGUCUUGCCCGCCGGAACGUGGGUGUUUUUGCCGGUGGAAAUUUCUCUGAUUAUGAGCUCAAUAACGUCCGUGAUAUCGAGACUAUCCCCAUGUACCAAGCUACCGGCUGUGCUGCCUCACUACAAUCCAACCGUAUCUCAUAUUUCUUCGAUCUACGAGGGCCCAGUAUCACAGUGGACACGGCUUGUUCUUCUUCGCUUGUUGCACUCCAUUAUGCAGUACAGAGCCUGCGAAACGGGGAGUCCACGGAAGCCCUCAUUGCUGGUUGUCACCUGAACCUUGUUCCAGAUAUUUGGGUUUCUAUGUCUAUGUCACAGCUGUUCAAUGAUGAGGGUAAAAUAUUCUCCUUCGACGAGAGAGCUACAUCUGGUUUUGCGCGAGGCGAGGGCUGUGGUGUCGUAAUUCUGAAGCCCCUCGACGCCGCCUUGCGCGACAAGGAUCCCGUCCGAGCUGUCAUUGUACAUUCAGGAGUUAAUCAAGAUGGGCGAACACAGGGAAUUACACUACCAAAUGGUCAGGCUCAAGAAGAGCUAAUCCGACGAGUCUAUAAAGAGGCCAAUAUCAACCCGGACGAAUGCGGGUUUGUAGAAAUGCAUGGUACGGGAACAAAGGCCGGUGAUCCUGUCGAAGCUGCAGCAGUCCACGCCGCACUUGGAAAGAAUCGAACUCCCAGAAGCCCGCUUUACAUUGGAUCAGUUAAGUCUAACAUUGGGCACUUGGAGGGCGCUAGUGGUAUAAUUGCCGUCAUUAAAGCAGCCAUGAUGCUUGAUAGAGAUUUGAUGCUUCCGAACGCCGAGUUCAAGAAAGCGAACCCUAAUAUUCCGAUGAGGGAGUGGAAUAUGAAAGUUUUAACGACGACGCGGCCCUGGCCUUCUCGCAAGAAAUACCUUAGCGUGUCCAACUACGGGUUUGGAGGAACCAACGCACAUGCCGUUCUUGAAAAGGCGCCACUAGCAUCAAAAGCCCCAGAUGAGGCUGUUGAAGAUGUUGGAGUGGACCCCAAACGCAAGCUAUUCUUGAUAUCCGCCAACGACAAGGAGUCUCUACGCACUCGGAUUAAAGACUUCGGUAUCUACUUCGAACAACAUCCUGAAGUCUUUGAAAAAGUACUAUUCGGCAACUUUGCUUAUACUCUAGGCAACAAGAUGUCCCAGCUCUCAUAUCGUGUUGGCGUGUCAGCUACCUCGCUAGACGACCUUGGAAUCCGUCUUGCUCAACUGAAGAUCAAUCCGUCCCGGGUUCUAGGCGCCCCAAUAGUUUCGUUUGUCUUCACUGGCCAAGGAGCUCAAUGGGCACAGAUGGGUGUUCCUCUUAUGCACGAAUACCCUAUCUAUGAGUCGACCAUCAAACGGGCCGAUCAAUACCUACGAGAACUCGGCGCUGAGUUCUCCCUUAUCGAAGAGUUGGAAAAGAAUGACACCACCUCAAAGAUUGACUCCCCUCAUCUCAGUCAACCGGCCUGCACAGCGCUUCAGAUUGCACUAGUCAAUCUCCUAGGCUCUUGGGGAAUUCGUCCAGCUUCAGUUAUUGGCCACAGCUCUGGAGAAAUCAGUGCAGCAUACUCUGUGGGGAUUUAUGGCCUAGAGGGAGCUAUGGCUCUGGCUUACUGGCGUGGACAAAUGACAACCUUGCUCAAGUCCUCGUUCCCGUCCCUCAAGGGGACUAUGAUUGCUGUCGGCGCCAGUCGCGAGGCUAUUCAGCCUAUUUUGAAGACCCUUUCUGGAUAUGUUACCAUCGCUUGUGUGAACAGUCCUUCCAGCGUGACCGUGUCAGGAGAACUGUCCGCAAUUGAUGAGCUUGAAAAGGUUCUCCAGGAUAAGCAGCUUUUCAACCGAAGAUUGAAAAUUGACGUCGCCUACCAUUCCAACCACAUGAAGAAGGUUGCCGAGGCUUACUUGGCUGCGAUUGAGACUAUUCAGCACUUCCCAUCGGCAACGGCCUCGUUUUUCUCUUCUGUCUUUGGGCGCUUCGCGGAACCUUCUGAACUUGGUCCAGAGUACUGGGUUGAUAACCUGACAUCACCGGUGUUGUUCUCUGAUGCUCUGAGCAAGAUUGUGUCGGAGGAUGAAACCCGACCCAACCUCCUUGUUGAAGUUGGUCCACACUCUACAAUGAAGGGGCCCAUCAUGGAUACUCUGAAGAGCUUGGGUCCCACCGUCUCUAAGAUUGGAUAUACACCAACCAUUCUUCGUAAAGUGGACGCAGCCGAGUCGGUAUUAGAUACUGCUGCUGCUGCCUACGUGCGAGGAGCUACACUCAAUAUGACAGGAGUGAAUUUCCCCAAGACUGGGGCUGCAAACCGUUGGUUUUUGACCAACUUGCCUCGCUAUCCUUGGCAACAUGGAACUCGAUACUGGCACGUUGCCCGUAUAUCGCAGAAACAUACGGCUAGAGAUCGUGCCAGGAACGAUGUUUUGGGAGUAUUGGCAAAUUACUCAAACGAUCUGGAGCCAACGUGGCGGAACAUCGUCCGGUUAGAUGAGAUACCCUAUCUCCGGGACCACAAGAUGCAGGGGAUGGCCGUUUACCCCCUAGCGGGCUAUUUGGUGAUGGCCAUUGAAGCCGCUCGACGGCGCGCCGAGCAAACUGAUAUUCAAAUCUCACAAUUCGAACUGAGGGAGGUCAUUGUCGGUUCGGCGCUUGUACUCAGCGAUGACACAGAUGCAGAGACCACCAUUACUCUCCGUCCCUACGCUGAAGGCACCCGUGGAUCAUCGGAUAUUUGGGAUGAGUUCCGUGUCUGCUCGUGGACCUCAAAACGAGGAUGGACAGAGCACUGUACUGGUCAGGUCCGUGUUCGCUCCGAUCCGAAACAGCAGGCGGCUGCGAUAUCAAGCCCGUUCGAGACUCAAACUACCCACACGAAAGCCCGAAUAGCCCAAAUUCAGGAAUCAGCUACUAAUUACCUCGAUAUGUCCCACAUGUACCAGGUUCUUAGUGAUUUAGGAGCGGGAUAUGGCCCUAUCUUCCAGGAUAUUGAUAACUGCUACUCCAGCCCUAACCACUCUUUUGGCGAUCUGCACGUUAGAGAUACCCGCAGUGUUAUGCCGAAAGGAUUUGAACCUCCCUUGACUGUACACCCAUCAUUCCUUGACGGACUGCUACAUUUUGCUUGGCCCCUCCUUGGCCAAGGCUUGGGCCGAAUGGACCUGGACACACUCUACAUGCCGACAAUGAUUAAGCGUAUGACAGUCGGUCUCAACGUCCCAACCACCGCUGGUGAGCAUGUUAAAGCUUACUGCAGUGGCAGUCCCAGCUUGCCUACCCCUGAACCGACGAAAUUUGACCUUUUUGCCAUCCAAGAGGGUGCCGCAGAGCCCAUCAUUACAAUAGAGGGCCUAGUAAUGACCCCCCUCAGAAAUCCAGACACUCACCGCGAAGACACUCGCAAGCUGUGCUAUAAGAUUAAUUGGCAUCCCUUGGCUGAGGUUGAAAACGCCGUCCAAGAAGAUAUUAAAGAUCGCAAUGGCCCUGCGGAAUCUCAGGACCAAACUUAUACCCACAAGGACGCAAAUAUGAAUGGAGAUACAGAGCAGGAAGGCAACGCGCACGCAAAUGGAAAUCACACCACAUCCAAGCAUGACCUAUUCAUCUCCCACUUUGGCAAAGCCGAUGAUGGUAUUGCUGAUAAGUUGAGCAUUGCAUUGUCUGACACAUCUGGGUGGCAGAUUUCCGUCCGAACCUUCGGUGAAAUGGACUUCUCUCAAAAGCAUCUUGUUCUACUUCAGACUGGAUCUAGCUCUCUGCGACACCUCACGAAGGACGUAUUUGCGGAGCUCAAGACGGCGCUGCUCAAUGCUCGAGCUGUGCUCUGGGUCUACCGGACUGAUUCUCCCGAUGCUCAAAUGGCAGUCGGUUUGACUCGCACCUUGCGCUCAGAGACCAUGGCCAGGGUAGCUACGUUCGGGUUGGCUCCUGAGGAUAUCGAAUAUCCCGAGAAGCCUAUUCGAGCAGUUAUUAGUGCCUUAUGGCCCACCGAUGGGACUGAGCCCACAAAUGAUCUCGAGUUCAAGGCUAAGGGCUCUGAGCUCUUCGUCCAACGCGUAGUGGAAGAUGAUGCUGCUAAUAGUUUCGUCCACAAUGAGACCCACGACAUGACAAUAUCAAAUCAACCAUUCAGUCAGCCCGGGCGACGCUUCAAAAUUCAGAUCGGCAAUCCAGGUGCUCUCGACUCUCUCUACUUUGUAGACGAAAAUCCCUUGCCGCUAGGCGAGGAUCAGAUUGAGCUUCAAGUCAAAGCAAGUGGUCUCAACUUCAAAGACAUUGUGGUCUCCAUGGGCCAGCUUGCACAGUCCUAUAUUGGAAUUGAAUGCAGUGGUAUUGUCUCCAGUGUAGGAUCCAAUGUGAAGAAUUUCAAGGUUGGCCAAAGAGUCAUGGGUAUGCCAGAGGGCUGUUUCUCGACCUAUGCACGAUGCUCUGCGACCAGCGCUGCAGAAGUUCCAGCCGACAUGUCAUUCGAGGUCGCAGCCACAGUGCCAGUUGUAUUCUGCACUGCAUACUACGCUCUGUUUGACCUGGGUCAGCUGAAAUCCGGGGAGCGGGUUUUAAUCCAUGCCAGUGCCGGUGGUGUUGGUCAAGCCGCCAUAAUGCUAGCGCAGGUGAUUGGCGCAGACAUAUUUGUUACAGUUGGAAGUCUGGAUAAGAAACGGUUCUUAAUGACCCAGUACGGUAUUCCCGAAAACCGGAUCUUCUAUAGUCGCGAUGCAUCUUUCGCUCGCGGCGUCCGCAGAGCCACCGGUGAGAUUGGCGUGGACGUCAUCGUCAACUCCCUAGCAGGCGAUCUUCUGCGCGAGACGUGGGAGUGCCUUGCGCCGUUCGGACGAUUUGUCGAAAUUGGCAAAGCUGAUAUCACGAAAAAUACUCGGCUUGACAUGCAGCCUUUUGAGCACAAUGUUACAUUCUCGUCGGUUGAUCUAGCCAAAGUUGAAAAGUUCAAGCCGCAGCUGAUGAAGCGCCUCCUGGGUGAUGUUUGUCGAUUGAUUGGUGAGGGAUCGGUGCAUCCUAUUUUACCACUUUCGACCUAUCGAAUUUCUGAGAUCGAGAAGGCAUUCCGUACUCUGCAGAUCGGUAAGAGUAUGGGUAAGAUUGUCGUGGUUCCCCAUGAAGGUGACCAAGUCAAGGCUGUGGCUCCCAAGACAAGCUCCAAUCUCUUACGGCCUGAUGCAUCCUACAUCUUGAUUGGUGGUACUGGUGGUCUAGGCCGAAGCAUAGCCAAGUGGAUGUCCUCGAAGGGCGCAAAGAACAUUGUUCUUGUAUCUCGUCGAGCCGCGAUUGAUGAUAAGGUUCAAGCUUUGAUUGAUACUUUGGCUCCCCUGGGAGUGAGGAUUGUCGUCAAGGCUUGCGAUGUCAGCUGCCAGGAGUCUGUCGAGACGCUGGUCAAAGAACAGAUGAAAGCCCUCCCACCUAUACGUGGUAUUAUUCACGGUUCAAUGGUGCUUCAUGACAUGCUCUUCGAAAACAUGUCUCUUGAAGACUUCACGGCCGUAGCAUGCAACAAGGUAGAAGGAGCUUGGAACCUGCAUAAUGCGCUGAUAAGUUCACCACUGGAUUUCUUCAUUGCCCUCUCAUCGGUAGCCGGCAUUAUCGGCAAUCGCGGACAGGCAGCGUACUCCGCAGCAAACGCAUUCUUAGACGGAUUCAUAGAAUACCGCAAAUCCCUCGGUCUUCCAGGAACAUCAAUCGACCUAGCUGCAGUCAGCGACAUCGGCUACCUAGCCGAUACCGACGCCCAGCGGCGCCAGGAAGUAAUGAAGAAUAUCGGCGGCCAGACCAUCGACGAGUCGGAGGUCUUGGCACUAAUAGCCGCCGCUUUGACCGGUGAUCUCGACCAGUCCUGCUCUGGACAGUGCAUUACAGGACUGCGACUGGAUUCACUCGAGAACAAUUUUUGGGUCCAGGACGCGAAAUUCAGCGUGCUAUACGAGGCUGCCAAGGGCACACUGGGAAGUAGCUCACAGCGGGACGGCCCGUCGGUGCCGCUGCAGGUCACUUUAUCGGCUGCGUCAUCGAAGGAAGAGGCUUUGAAAGUGUGCUACGAGGCGCUGGCCGCCAAGUUAGCACAGGUACUUGUUCUCUCCGUGGAGGAUAUGGAUCCCUCGAUUACAGUCGCUUCAUUGGGUCUUGACUCGCUGGUGGCUAUUGAGAUCCGUAACUGGAUUGCCCGUGAGGCCAAUGCCAAUGUGCAGGUUCUGGAGUUGCUGUCCAGUGGCAGUUUGAUGGCCCUGGCUGAGAUUAUCCUUAACAAAUCUCAGGCCUAUACUCGCACUGAGUAA
Molecule: messenger RNA, 6654 nt
Organism: Penicillium concentricum
Lineage: Eukaryota; Fungi; Ascomycota; Eurotiomycetes; Eurotiales; Aspergillaceae
Product: type I polyketide synthase
Exons: 5
Coding region: 1-6654 (2217 amino acids)
Biological process (GO): fatty acid biosynthetic process; secondary metabolite biosynthetic process
Molecular function (GO): 3-oxoacyl-[acyl-carrier-protein] synthase activity; oxidoreductase activity; fatty acid synthase activity
Source: RefSeq, a predicted model, not a curated record